AUGCAGGCUGAUUUGUGUUCCGACUGUGGUACCGACAACUCACAAUAUGGCGGUACAUCGCACUCCUCACUCUCCUCGCCCUCGCGCGCUCCGAACACGAAGUGGUGCACGGUGCCCUUAGAUCACUUCGGAUUCGCGACAAACACCACGUUCAAGAUCAAAUAUUUGGAAUGUGACGACUACUGGGACAUGGGCGGCGGGCCCAUAUUCUUCUACACCGGGAAUGAGCUCCUCACUCAUGCUGCCUGGAGCUACGUAGCGUGUGCAAAUACUUCCCAAUGGCUACGUCAGAGCUGGAAUCUUUGUGGUCCAACUAAUUCUCCUAUAGAUGUCGAAUUUCUGGUGCAGUUCCUAAAGUCCAUGUACGUGAGAACGGCGAUGGUGAAUUAUCCCUACGCUUCAGAUUAUGUGAUGCCAUUGCCCGCGGAACCUGUGGAAAUCAUUUGCCAGUAUUUAAACGAGAGUUUGACGGACAAAAAGCUUUUGGAAGCGAUAGGAAAAGUUAUUUUGGUGUUCGUAAACAAUCAAAAGGAAUGUUUAAAUUACACAGAAGGUGCCAGUUAUAGAUUUGAACACAUUAUUGGUUGGAGUUUUCAGGCUUGCACAGAGAUAAUAACACCCAUGUGUGCUACAGGAGUGACAGAUAUGUUCGAACCAUCUCCGUGGAGCUUCGCUGAGCACGUCGAGUUGUGUCACAAUAUGUAUGAUGUGUACCCUCGGCAUGACAUGGCUAGGAUAGAAUACGGAGGCGCCAGGCUGGAAGCUGCUUCCAAUAUCGUAUUUAGUAAUGGUCUUCGAGACCCUUGGGCGGCUGGGGGAAUCUUGAAGGACAUAAACGACUCAGUCAAGGCAGUUGUUCUCGACGAUGCUGCUCAUCAUCUGGACCUCAUGGCUAGUAACCCCGCUGACCCUCCUUCCGUGAAGAUGGCCAGGCAUGUCCACAAAGAUAACAUUCGCAAAUGGAUCAAUGAGUUCAAUAACAAUUGUGACAAUGAACGUGAAGCGUUGUAG
Molecule: messenger RNA, 1011 nt
Organism: Manduca sexta (tobacco hornworm)
Lineage: Eukaryota; Metazoa; Arthropoda; Insecta; Lepidoptera; Sphingidae
Product: lysosomal Pro-X carboxypeptidase-like
Exons: 7
Coding region: 1-1011 (336 amino acids)
Biological process (GO): proteolysis
Molecular function (GO): dipeptidyl-peptidase activity; serine-type exopeptidase activity
Source: RefSeq, a predicted model, not a curated record